Molecule: messenger RNA, 1965 nt
Organism: Balaenoptera musculus (blue whale)
Lineage: Eukaryota; Metazoa; Chordata; Mammalia; Artiodactyla; Balaenopteridae
Gene: PGLYRP2
Product: peptidoglycan recognition protein 2
Exons: 5
Coding region: 94-1878 (594 amino acids)
Biological process (GO): detection of bacterium; peptidoglycan catabolic process; defense response to Gram-positive bacterium
Molecular function (GO): peptidoglycan immune receptor activity; N-acetylmuramoyl-L-alanine amidase activity; peptidoglycan binding
Source: RefSeq, a predicted model, not a curated record
CACUCUCAGUUCUCCAUGCCUGUCUCCUUCCAGCUCUGCCGAAGUCUCCACUGAGGUAAACUGGAUACGUCCCCUGGAAACUGGAAGCCCACAAUGGUGGUCCAGGGUAUCCUAUGGAUCCUGUACGGAUUGCUGCUGCAGCCGGAGCCAGGCACAGCGACCCUGCCCCUGCUCAUGGACUCUGUCAUCCAGGCACUGGCUGAGCUCGAGCAGAAGGCACCAGCCGCCGAGGCUGGCCACACUGCCUCUGCAUGGCUGCUGUCAGCCCAGGACUCUUGUGCCCACAACGCUCUCCAUCACUUCUUGCUGGAGGGACAGAAUCUCAAGACCACCAAGCUGGAUCCUCCUUCACUGAGCCCAGAGCUUCAAGGCCUGAUCAUGGAGGUGGCGAGACAUGGUGUGUGGGACGGGAAGGAAUGCGGGGUGGUGCUGGCAUCCGAUGGCUCAACCGUGGCUGUGGAGCCUCUUCUGGCAGGGCUGGAGGCAGGGCUGCAGGGGAACAGGGUGGUAAACCUGCCCUUAGACAGCACGGCCACCCCUCCGGAUGCUGGAGUCACCUUUCCAGACAUUGGAGCCACGGUUCCUGAUGAAAGAGCCACUUCCCCAGGACUCAGGGAUACCUCUUCAGAUGUCACCUGUGCAGAUGUCGGAGCUGUGUCUCCAAAUGUUAUAGCCACAGAUCUAGAUGUCGGAGCCACCUUUCCAGAUGUUAGACCUGGCUCUCCACAUGUCCAAGUCACCUCUCCAGAUGUCCAAGCCUCCUCAGCAGAUACCAAAGCCAACUUCCCAACCACUGUGGACAGCCUCCUAGUGGUCACCCUGGCCAGAGACCUGGGCCUGAACUUCCUCCAGGGCCCCCAGACCUGGAGCCAUUCACUGGGAACUGAGGGCUGCUGGGACCAGCUCUCUGUUCCCCGGACCUUCACGCUCCUGGACCCUGAAGCAUCAAUCCUCACCACGGCCUUCCUCAAUGGUGCCCUGGAUGGGGCCCUCCUUGGAGACUACCUGAGCCGGUCACCUGAGCCCCGGCCGCCCCUCAGCCGCCUGCUGAGCCAGUACUAUGGAGCCGGGGUAGCGGGAGACCCAGGAUUUCGCAGCAACUUCCGACGGCAGAACGGAGCUGCUCUGACUCCGACUCCCAUUCUGACCCAGCAGGUAUGGGGGGCCCUCAUCCUGCUACAGAGGCUGGAGCCAGCACACCCUCAACUUCAGGGCAUGAGCCAAGAACAGCUGGCACAGGUGGCCACCCACGCUACCAAGGAGUUCACGGAGGCCUUCCUAGGGUGUCCAGCCAUCCACCCACGUUGCCGCUGGGGCGCGGCCCCGUAUCGGGGUCGCCCGACGCCGCUGCAGCUGCCGCUCGGGUUCUUAUAUGUACACCACACAUACGUGCCCGCGCCACCCUGCACGGACUUUGAGCGCUGCGCCGCCGACAUGCGCUCUAUGCAGCGCUUCCACCAGCAUACUCGCGGCUGGGACGACAUAGGCUACAGUUUCGUGGUGGGCUCAGACGGCUACGUGUACGAGGGCCGCGGCUGGCACUGGGUGGGUGCGCACACACUCGGCCACAACUCCCGCGGCUUCGGCGUGGCCUUGAUAGGCAACUACACUGCGGAGCUGCCCGCAGAGACCGCGCUGCGCGCGGUGCGCGACGAGCUCCCGCGCUGCGCUGUGCGCGCCGGCGUCCUGCGGCCAGGCUACGCGCUGCUCGGCCACCGCCAGCUCGUGCGCACUGACUGCCCUGGCGACGCGCUCUUCAACCUGCUGCGCACCUGGCCGCACUUCGACAAGAAUGUGAAACCAAGAACUGCCAGGAGAUCUAGGAGAUCCAGGAGGAGGCCACCUCCAACGAUCCUGCUAGCCACAGACCUCCAAUAAAGAGACCAUGGCGGGGGCUUCCCUGGUGGUGCAGUGGUUGAGAAUCUGCCUGCCAGUGCAGGGGACACGGGUUUGAGCCCUGGUCUG